AUGGAUGCUUACGACUCCAACUUCUGGCUGCCCCAGUGCCGGCCAGAGGUCCCCAGGCCUGGCCUGAUGCCCAGCUCAAUACAGGUGAACAAGACACUGCAGCAAGAUAGCCCCAGCAUGGUGGGUGACAGGUUGCUACCAAAGAACAGUGCGGUGGUCAUCGACAUGGGCACAGGUACCUGUAAGGUGGGCUUCGCAGGGCAGGCCCGGCCCACCUACACCGUGGCCACCAUAGUGGGCUGCCAGCCCAAGAAGCCGGCCACCAGUGGGCAGCCGGUGCUGGAGACGUUCAUCGGCGAGGCCGCCCGCAUGCGCCCAGAGCUGACAUUGGUGCAGCCGGUGCGGAAUGGCAUUACGGUGGACUGGGAUGCAGCCGAGCUGAUCUGGCGCCACAUGCUGGAGCACGACCUCCGCAUAGCCACCGGGGACCACCCGCUGCUGUUCUCCGACCCGCCCUUCAGCCCCGCCACCAACCGAGAGAAGCUGGUAGAGGUGGCUUUCGAGUCACUGCGCUCCCCUGCCAUGUACGUGGCUUCCCAGUCGGUGCUGUCUGUCUAUGCGCACGGGCGGGUCAGCGGGCUGGUGGUGGACACGGGCCACGGGGUCACCUCCACAGUGCCCGUCUUCCAGGGCUACCAUCUGCCCCAUGCCACUGAGCGCCUGGACCUGGCGGGCACUCACCUGACCGCCUUCCUAGCGGAGAUGCUGCUGGGCUCCGGCUUGCCGCUGGGGCAGCAGGACCUGGACACCGUGGAGAACAUCAAGCACCGCUAUUGCUACGUGGCCCCCGACUUCCAGAAGGAGCAGGCCCGGCCGGAGCAGGAGUACCGGCAGAGCCUGAAGCUGCCCGACGGCCGGACGGUCACGCUGGGUAAGGAGCUGUUCCAGUGCCCAGAACUGCUGUUCAGCCCUCCGGAGAUGCCAGGGCUGUCGCCCGUGGGUGUACCCAUCAUGGCCAAACAGAGUCUUCACAAGGUGCCCUCGGAGGUGCGGGCAGAUGUGGCCCAGAAUGUGCUGCUCUGCGGGGGCUCCUCACUUUUUGUGGGGUUCGAGGGCCGCUUCCGGGCAGAGCUGCUGCGGAGUCUGCCCCCUGAGGAGCACGUGGUGGUGGCGGCCCAGCCCACCCGUAACUUCUCUGUGUGGAUCGGGGGCUCCAUCCUGGCUUCGCUGCGUGCCUUUCAGUCCUGCUGGGUCCUGCGGGAGCAGUACGAGGAGCAGGGGCCACACAUCGUGUACCGCAGAUGCUAUUGA
Molecule: messenger RNA, 1251 nt
Organism: Pteropus alecto (black flying fox)
Lineage: Eukaryota; Metazoa; Chordata; Mammalia; Chiroptera; Pteropodidae
Gene: ACTL9
Product: actin like 9
Exons: 1
Coding region: 1-1251 (416 amino acids)
Biological process (GO): axonogenesis; cell motility
Cellular component (GO): cytoplasm; synapse; axon
Molecular function (GO): nucleosomal DNA binding; protein kinase binding
Source: RefSeq, a predicted model, not a curated record